AAGGGAAUAAUGUCUAACGGCUUGGGUCUGAGUGUUAAUGCAUAGUAACGGCGCUUGGUUGUAGCUUGCUCAUGGAGUAAUUGUGAACAUUGCUAGACUGUAUGUCUUAAUUACACAUACCAUUUUCUUCUGUUCUGUCGUGUGCAUGCUUGUUUUUUAUGGAUUUCGACCGCGCGUUGGAGCGUAUGGGUGUGGUGCUUCUCGUCAUACAGAGCAGGAGCCACAUGGACUUGGUGUUGCCUGUCUUACGACACCGCCUCAGGUUCGUCACCACCGCCUCCCUGAUCGCCCCUCAAAACCUACACCGUCCCUGAAUAUUACCUACAAUCACACAUCCCCUAAACGUAUUCUACAGCUUCCGAUUUGGGAGGCUGGCUAGCCCAAGACGUCCUCCCAAAUCCUCCUCUCGAGAGGCGUCGCAGGGACAGCGCCCCCCAGGUCAAGGACACAGUCGAAAGUCGGCAACGCCCCAGGCGGGAGUAUGGCGGCUGUGGCAUUGGUCCUCGACUGCGGACGGCCCGUAAACUCUGGGCCUGGAGAUCUUGCCAAUGUGCAAAAGUUUCUGGGCAGCGACUACAGAGUUCCGCAGGUGGAUGACCGCCCCAGCUCGAUGCGGCUGCCGAACGAGACCAUCCAGCAGAUCUACCUCCUCCUCGCACCAGAUGAUUACAACGUCGCUCGACAUACGUGUCGGUCGUGGUUCGUUGCAAGUCUCGAUCGUAGGCUCCUUGUCUGCAUGUUGAAGAGGGGCGGUUGGUGGAGCAGUCUGCUUCAGCUCAUGACUCCCCUGAACAUAACACGACUCUUCAGCCUCAAUCAGGAGAGAAUAAUGAGCAAAUGGAUCUCAAGAGAGUGUGCCCUGGCAAAUCUGAAAAAGUCCGCAUUUAAAGAAGUCGGACACACGGCUUUUCAUGGGUUGGUGCCGGGAUCAACGGUUGGCGCUUUGCAUGGGGCCCUCGUCUUCACGGUCAGCCUCUGCGGACGGUUUCUUUUAGCGACGCACGGACGGACAGUCUAUGUCUACGAAUUGAACCAUGUUUGUUCCAGCCCACGGUCGACGUGGUCGGUUCCGUUACGGCCGAGAGAGAGCAAGGCCCUCGGGCUUCCUCGGCCUGUGGCUACGGUUAUCUGUCCACGACAAGUCAUCUCAUGUAGCAUGGAUACGUUAGCGGGCCGCCACGCUGUUGCAGUUCUAAUGGAAGGUCGAAUGGGGAUGGUAUGCAACAUCUUGGCCGAGAGGGUUGGGAAAUCGAAAUCGACAUCAGCCAACACGUCCAAUGAAGGUUCCGGCCUGAAUACGCCCAAUUCGACCAGUCUCGCCUCCCCUGCGUGUGUUUGCCAGGUCAACCCUGUGUCUCGAGCGCCUCCUGUCGAGGAGGGUCCGCGAUCGGUUUACAGGAGAAUCUGUCACCCUGACGAUCCCCCUCGCUCCGUUGCACUCUGCCCUCAGCGAAAUUGCGUGGCCUUUGGAUAUGCUCUCACAAACCAGGACCUGAGCAGAUGGUUCCCCCUCGCAUCUCCGAGCGACUACCUAUACUUCCUCCCAGCACGAAGAGGGGUCGAUACCGGCAAAAAAUUACGGCUUAUCAGCUCUGCUGCAGCGCUUGGCGACGAUGUCGGACCAGUCGGGGAUAUCUUUCAUGGCUUUAAGACCAGUUUCGUUCGUUCUGGGAGCAACGGAGUUGUUUCGGUAAUGGGUGCAGGGACUGGGGGAACCGUCAUCCAUGAUAUUCAUUCCGUCAACGAUUUGCCAUCCCAGAGACCGUGCGUAAGACCACGCGAUCUACUUGAUCAACGCCUGCCGAGCGAUGGGCUCGUCCGCAGAGUCUCUGCCAGUAGUGCAGAUCACUACAGAGCUGUCCCUCUUAGUGACGGAUACCAUAUUCUAUUCACAGACCCCAAGACGGGAAACCUCUGUCUGGGGACGGAUGCUCCAUUCGGCUCUUUGAAUCGGUUAAUUCGCAAGGUGUGGUUUCGGCCACCAUCGGCCGCGUCGUCCCCGUUACCCUUGUUAUACACUGCUAGGGCAGACACACGGCAUGGGGUCCGCGUUGCGGCAACAUUCUCAGUCAGCAGUGGGGGUUCUAUGCGCGUUAAGUCAGAUGAGGUUACUUCCAGAAGAGCGGCCCCACAAAGCGGCGUCGACUCUGACGAACAGAUUGUUGUCUUUUACACGAUUCCGCCAGACAUGUUCCACGACAUUUCCCAGGGGAAUGUCGGCCCUUCCAGAAGGCCAAGCUGGAAUGAAGAGGCGGAAACGCUAUCGGAGUGGGUGAGCUGGAGGCCGGAGGAGAACUACCGCGAAAUCGACGUAUUCGGGAGCCCGUUCCAAGACAACGCAGCAGUCUAUCCACUUGAGAUCCAGGGCCAACCAGUCGCUAUCUGUAGCAACCUGGUGGAGCUGGCCCUCGACUCGGGUCCAAACAUGGUUAUCUGGGCCUUUAGCGCAGAAGGGUGGGCUCGGACAUGGGCCAUGCAUGUUGGGCGUGAAGAGGCGUUCUCUCGGGCGGCCGUCCAACAUGAUGGGAGUGUGAGGCACGUCGAUCCUGACGGUAACAUUGUCAUGGCGGAAGUGGAGAUGGUUGAUACGUCAGAAAGCACCGGGAUGGCCCUCCCCCUUCUUGACGGAGCGGAGUGUCGGACACGAUGGACGAAUCCCUCGGUGGAACGAUACCGGCGACUGAUGGCAGGCAGGAACGGCGAUCGAAUGAGUGGCACGGUAAGCGUGGAUCUGGUGGAGGAAGUGAGUGGCAUUACGAGGAUGGAUGUGGAGUUGCGUUAGGGCUGGGAGGGCGAAAGGGGAGGGAGGGCGAUGGCGAGGACGUUGACGGGAAUAGACAAUUAAUUAUGAAUGCAUGCUUUGAUAACAACCAUAGCCCUAGUAUCCCGACUAAUAAUUAC
Molecule: messenger RNA, 2901 nt
Organism: Ilyonectria robusta
Lineage: Eukaryota; Fungi; Ascomycota; Sordariomycetes; Hypocreales; Nectriaceae
Exons: 3
Coding region: 482-2782 (766 amino acids)
Molecular function (GO): protein binding
Source: RefSeq, a predicted model, not a curated record